Armigeres subalbatus is the source of this 774-nucleotide messenger RNA. RefSeq lists its product as uncharacterized. NCBI's taxonomy places the organism in Eukaryota, Metazoa, Arthropoda, Insecta, Diptera, Culicidae. The coding region runs from base 109 to 774 and encodes 221 amino acids. The record is from RefSeq and is a predicted model, not a curated record. The transcript has a single exon.
UGGCGCGAGUAUUCAACGGAAUUUGAGACCCGCUGGAACUUACCACACUGCUGUGCAGCUAUCGACGGUAAACACGUAACCAUCACUUAUCCACCAAAUUCGGGAUCGAUGUUCUUCAACUACAAAAAGCAAUAUUCCAUAGUGCUGAUGGCAAUGUGCGACGCUAGUUAUAACUUUAUUGGCGUAGAUGUAGGAGCCUACGGCGGAAACGCUGACGGUAGUGUUUUCGCCAAUAGCGCAUUUGGACAUCGCCUGUUGCAUGGAGAGCUAAACUUACCUGACCCAGAUGCUUUACCCAAUGCGGAAGUAAUUCCGUAUUUUAUAGUCGGCGACGCCGCGUUCCCGCUGAAGCAAAAUCUGAUGCGACCGUAUCCAGGAAGGAACCUCGAAGAAAUACAAGAAAAUUUCAACUAUAGGCUGAGCAGAGCACGCAGGACAAUUGAAAAUGCAUUCGGUAUUCUUACGGCUCGUUGGAGGAUAUUGUUGGCACCACUUAAUUUGCAGCCAACGUCUGCUGAGAAUAUUGUCAAAGCCACAAUUGUACUGCAUAACUUUUUAAAACAUCAAGAUGGAAAUCUGUAUGCGCCACCAGUUUUUGUUGACCAAAUAGGGGAAAAUGGUGAAAUUAUCGCACCAGGUGCAUGGCGUUUAGAGGUUGACCCACUCGUUGGAAUAAAUGGCGAUUUUAUACAGCGGGGUCAUAAUUCGAGCAGAAACGCCUAUCACGUGCGAGAAACGUUAGCAAAAUACUUACAUGAAAAUCGAUUCCGUUAG